AUGAAUGAUCAUAAUUUUACAGUUGCUUGUUUCAAUCGAACUGUAUCAAAAGUUGAUCAUUUUUUAAAUAAUGAAGCUAAAGGAACAAAAAUUAUUGGCGCACAUUCCAUUGAAGAACUCGUUAAAUUACUUAAGAAACCUCGUCGAGUUAUGCUCUUAGUUCAAGCUGGUCAAGCAGUUGAUGACUUCAUUCAAAAAUUGAUUCCAUUACUGGAACAAGGUGAUAUCAUUAUUGAUGGUGGAAAUUCACUAUAUAAAGAUUCAAUGCGACGAGCUGAAGAAUUGGAACAAAAAGGAUUUCUUUACAUUGGUACUGGUGUUUCAGGUGGUGAAGAUGGAGCUCGUUAUGGUCCCUCAUUAAUGCCUGGUGGUAGUGAAAAAGCAUGGGAACAUGUAAAACCAAUAUUGCAAAAAAUAUCUGCUAAAGCCGAUGGUCAACCAUGUUGUGAUUGGGUUGGUCCAUCAGGUUCAGGUCAUUUUGUUAAAAUGGUUCAUAAUGGUAUUGAAUAUGGUGAUAUGCAACUUAUUUGUGAAGUUUAUCACAUAAUGAAAGAUAUUUUAAAAAUGUCCAAUGAUGAAAUUGCUGAAGCAUUCGAAGAAUGGAAUAAAGGAAAAUUAGAUUCAUUUUUAAUUCAAAUAACAGCUGAAAUAUUACGAUAUAAAGAAAAUGGUAAACAUGUUUUAGAUUUAAUUCGAGAUUCAGCUGGACAGAAAGGUACUGGUAAAUGGACAGGUAUCGCUGCACUUGAAUAUGGUGUACCUGUAACAUUGAUUGGUGAAUCUGUUUUUGCUCGAUGUUUAUCAUCUUUACUUGACGAGCGACAUCGUGCAUCAUCACAAUUAAAAGGACCUAAAGUACAAGAUUUUGAUGGUAAUAAAAAGGAAUUCGUUGAAUAUCUUGGUGAAGCAUUAUAUGCAUCAAAAAUCAUAUCAUAUGCUCAAGGUUUCAUGCUUAUGCGUGAGGCAGCUAAACAACAUUCUUGGAAGUUAAACUAUGGUUCAAUUGCACUUAUGUGGCGUGGUGGUUGUAUUAUUCGAAGUGUAUUUUUGGGAAAUAUUAAAGCAGCAUAUGAUAAAAAUGAAUCAUUAGAAAAUUUACUUUUGGAUAAUUUUUUUACGGAUGCUAUUAAUAAAUGUCAACAAGGUUGGCGAAAAGUUAUUGCAACAGCAACUGUUUAUGGUGUACCAAUACCUUGUCUUAGUACUGCAUUGGCUUUCUAUGAUGGUUAUCGUUCAAAACGUUUACCAGCCAAUCUUGUACAGGCUCAACGUGAUUAUUUCGGUGCACAUACAUAUGAAUUACUUGACAAACCUGGUGAAUGGAUUCAUACAAAUUGGACUGGUCAUGGUGGAAAUGUUACAGCAUCAACAUAUCAACAUUAG
This is a messenger RNA of Rotaria sp. Silwood2, 1383 nucleotides long. The record is from the annotation of a GenBank genome assembly. NCBI's taxonomy places the organism in Eukaryota, Metazoa, Rotifera, Eurotatoria, Philodinida, Philodinidae.